UCACCGCUCCAUCCAAAUCCAUUAUCUAAUCUCUUUCUUUUGUAGUGACUGCCACUAAUACUCAUAACAGUCUCUCGGAAAGUCUAAACUCAAUCGCAGAGCAAUGGAUUUGACAUCCCAACAGCUUACCCAAUACAAUGGUACGGACGCAUCAAAGCCCCUCUACGUGGCUGUGAAGGGUCGCAUCUUCGAUGUCACGAACGGCAAGUCCUUCUACGGCCCCGGAGGUCCCUACGCCAUGUUCGCCGGCAAAGACGCCAGCAGAGCUCUGGCCAAGAUGAGCAAGAACGACGAGGACGUGACACCCUCUCUCGAUGGCCUCUCCGACAAGGAGAUCGGAGUCCUCAACGACUGGGAGAAGAAGUUCGAAGCUAAGUACCCCGUUGUUGGUCGCGUAGUUUCUUGAAUCCUAAGCUUGUUUACAUGCUUUAUUUAUGAAAUGGGUGUCUAUGUAUGUAUUGGUAAUGCUAUUUUGGGGGCUAAUACGCUUCUGGGUGUUUGUGAUUUCGUUGGAAUUUGACGAUUUCGAAUUGUUAAUCAUGGAUGUUGUUGUGUUACUGUUGGAGGGUUUGUGUAUGAUUAGUUUGGGUCAAAUAAUAAAUUUUGGUUGUGUGAAAA
Quercus robur (English oak) is the source of this 618-nucleotide messenger RNA. RefSeq names its product probable steroid-binding protein 3. Gene Ontology annotation, cellular component: endomembrane system; membrane. Bases 104 to 406 code for a protein of 100 amino acids. NCBI's taxonomy places the organism in Eukaryota, Viridiplantae, Streptophyta, Magnoliopsida, Fagales, Fagaceae. The record is from RefSeq and is a predicted model, not a curated record. The transcript has a single exon.